GCAUGCGCAGUGCGUCUCGGCGGGUAGAGGGGUUGCAGCAGCAGCAGUACUCUUUUGUUUGGCGGAGGCGGAUCGAACGCGGGAGGCCCCUCGUCCAACAAUCGGCCCCCUCCUUUCUCUCUCUCUCUCUCUUUUUGUGCCUGCGCUUCUCCUCCUUCUCCUUCUCUUUGGCCGCCGAAGCUCCUCUUUCUCUCGCGCUCCGUCUCCCUCCGUCCGUCCGUUCCUGUUUCUUUAAACAUUCCCCCUCGCGCUUCCUUGGUGGGGCUUAAUAAGCCUCCUUUAAACCGCAAAAAUGGCGAGCACAAUGGGAAAAAAGCAAAACAAGAAGAAAGUGGAGGAGGUCCUGGAAGAGGAAGAGGAGGAGUAUGUGGUGGAGAAGGUCCUUGACAGGCGGGUGGUGAAAGGCAAAGUGGAGUACCUGCUGAAGUGGAAGGGCUUUUCAGAUGAAGAUAAUACAUGGGAACCAGAGGAAAACCUUGAUUGCCCUGACCUCAUUGCGGAGUUCCUACAAUCCCAGAAAACGGCACAUGAGAGUGACAAGUCAGAGGGAAGCAAGCGCAAGGCUGACUCAGACUCUGAGGAUAGAGGGGAGGAAAGCAGACCAAAGAAAAAGCGAGAAGAGACUGAAAAGCCUCGGGGUUUUGCAAGAGGGUUUGAGCCAGAGCGGAUUAUUGGUGCUACAGAUUCCAGUGGGGAGCUCAUGUUCCUGAUGAAAUGGAAGAAUUCAGAUGAAGCUGACCUAGUCCCUGCCAAGGAAGCUAACAUCAAGUGCCCACAAGUGGUCAUCUCAUUCUAUGAAGAGAGGCUCACAUGGCACUCCUACCCAUCAGAGGAUGAUGACAAGAAAGAUGACAAGAACUAGUCUGUCUACCCUCCUAUCCCCAUCCCUCCUCUGGUCAACUUUUGUAUUAAAACAUCAGACUGUGGGUUUGAACAUAAGUUUGAGAGGAAGUGGAGAGGGUCUUGGCUGGGGAAGAUGCCCUCUGUAGAAACAGGACAAUUUCUGUGCCCUCAGCAGUUUGGUAUGGCAGCACACUUGCUCCCCUUCCUUCCUUCCUUAUCAUAUUUACAUGGGGAAGGAGGGGAGAAUGGGUGAGUGUUUCCAAGCUCUUCCUUGCUUGGAGGAUGGAACAAAAAUAACUCCAUGCAGGACAAAGCCUGAGGGCCGGACUGGCUGCCAAAUGGGACAGCAGGUGGAGGCUGCUUGUUCUUUGAAGACCAUCUCUGUGAUUUGCAGCCUUUCACCCCAUAUAGUGUUAACUGCAUUUUACAGCUUAGCAUGUGUGUAGAUUUUCUUUCUUUCUUUUUGCUAUUCUUGGUGUAUUGUUGUGGUAAGGGAGGGUGCAUUCUGAUUGAUUUGGGGUGGUUCCGUGUUUAUAAAAACUCAUGUCUCUAAGUGAAAUUGACUUACUUUUAACUGAAAGGCUGGUGAAUAUGUGUCCAAGUGUUAAAAUUAUCAUGUGAGACUGCAGCCAGCUGCCACAAUUGUCAAUCCUUCCAGAUUGGAGAGGAGAGAGCUUCCUCUGAUAUUUUGAUGAAGUGAGAGCAGUAAGCUCCCGAAUUUAAUUAUUUUUUCCCCUUCUGCAUCAUUUCUAUUCUGCAACUUUAGGGAGCCCUGCCUAAUUUUUAUUUUGUUUAAUGUAAAUUAAUUUGAGAAUCAAGGUUUUAGGGAGCAGAGAAGGAAAACAGGAGUGAAAAUUUAUCUUUACAGCACAAUGGCUUUCAAACAUUGAGUAGCAAGCUAUCUUCUCUUCAGAUUUGGGCAUUAGUGAUUGUUUUCCUUGCUCUAGUCCUCUACUGAUUUCAUUUUUUAAUCUAGCAUAAUUCAUUUUUAAAAAGCAUAUAAUUUUCCUGAACCUUAGCAAGCCACCAAUUCUUCCUCUUUCACAGGACAGUAUGUAUGUAGAAAUGUAUUGUACAAACCUUUUUUUUUUAAUAAAAAAUAAAAGCAUGUGUUUUAGGUUUCUGUGAAAAUGUUGUCUAAAACUUAAGUGUUUGGAUUUUAACUUCAUACUGAGCUGUCUUUUUGUCUCAAUAAAACUUUAGAUUUAUA
Molecule: messenger RNA, 2053 nt
Organism: Sceloporus undulatus (fence lizard)
Lineage: Eukaryota; Metazoa; Chordata; Lepidosauria; Squamata; Phrynosomatidae
Gene: CBX1
Product: chromobox 1
Exons: 5
Coding region: 293-862 (189 amino acids)
Biological process (GO): chromatin organization; negative regulation of transcription by RNA polymerase II
Cellular component (GO): pericentric heterochromatin; nucleus
Molecular function (GO): chromatin binding
Source: RefSeq, a predicted model, not a curated record